Messenger RNA from Prunus armeniaca (apricot), 693 nucleotides. The record is from the annotation of a GenBank genome assembly. NCBI's taxonomy places the organism in Eukaryota, Viridiplantae, Streptophyta, Magnoliopsida, Rosales, Rosaceae.
AUGCCUUAUUCAGUAUAUGAACACCUUGGGCUAGGGGAAUUGAAGCAUAUCUCUACAUCUUUGCAAUUCUCGGAUCGCUCUGUGAAGUACCCAAGAGGGAUUAUUGAAGAUGUACUCAUUCACGUUGAUCACUUUAUCCUCCCUGCUGACUUCGUCAUCUUGGAUAUGGAAGAAGCUGAAAUUUCAGGUCGCGAACUCCCUCUCAUCCUUGGCAGACCUUUUAUGGCCACUGCAGGUACAAAAUUGAUGUUAAAUCAGGGUUUACUAACCAUGACUGUGCAAGAUAUCACUGUCAAUUUUCAGGUCUUUGAAGCUUUGAAGAGACCCAUAGAUCCUUAUGAUUGUUUUCACCUCGAAGUUAUGGAUCGCAUUAUAGAGAAUACAUUCAUUGAAUCAAGCCUAAAAGAUCCAUUGGAAAUAUGCAUCUCACAACAUGGAAUGAGUUUUGAGAAGGCCACCAUUCUUGCAGCAGAGGAAGAUCUCAAUGCUGUGACAUCAUAUCUCCCUUGGAGCCAACCUAAGUUUGAAAUUUUGCCCUCUUCACAUGCCAAACUCAUUCCUUCCAUUGUCCAACCUCCAAAGCUCGAACUCAAGCCCCUUCCAACGAUUUUGAAGUACGUAUACUUGGGUGAUUCAGAGACUCUUCCUGUUAUUAUAGCUGCUGACUUAGUCAAACUGAAGAAGAAAAAUUGA